UUUUUUUUUUUUUUGGAUCUCAUAGAUCUUGGGAUAGAACUUUGGGACGGUUUCCCUUUCACUCGAGAUCAUCCAGCCGGCCUUGAACUCUCAUCUUUGCCGGCCACCUUAGCUUCGUCCGCCCGGUUAGCGUAACAAGAAUAUUCCGAGACGACACUCGUGUUCUGGAUCUCGAUGGGUGAGGACGCAAGCACAAACACGACCAAUGUGCCACGACGUGGGUCGUCGGUCACUUCGCCACGCCCUCAGUUGACCGCGUCUAAGAGGAGCAGUUCCUUUCUGCUGGAGCAUCAGCAGUACCGCCCUCCCCAGCAACCGGAGGGGCGGUUCGGCAUCGACACCGUGGUCGAAGACCUAGGGAACAAAGUUCCUUCGCCGAGAAAGCCCGUGACUACUUUCAAUGGCAUUCCCUCUCCUGAGCACCCCCCUACCGUGGUGGAUGGCUUAACCCACACUUACUCGCACCCCAACUGUGCGCCCCUCCCUGGACAGAAAACGAGCCGCUUGAUCGCCACGCUCUUUUACAAUCCAAAUGCGUCACGGUCAUCCCCAGCCGGUCUUGGGACGCCGCCAACGGCCGCCACGUCCGAUGCUUCGGGGUCAGGAGCUGAUCUCCCCGCGAAUCUCGCCCCGACGCAGAACCCGGAAGCGUUCCCUCUCGAACCUCCCACCGCGGAGUCGGAACAGCUAGACCAUCUCUAUGGCUCAUACGUCUCGCCAAUGUGUAUCACAUCGUUCCUCCACCUCAUGUCGACCUUCCCCCUGCCCCAGGGCGAAACCGAAAUGACAUCGUCCCAUCGCUGCCUCGACAACCAGGAAGGCGCCAGGGUGGUGGAGCUGACACUCUCGCCUGCGCCGUCCACGGACUUCCUCAGUCUGAAGGACCUGCGCAUGCACGAGCUCAUCUACCGGUUCGAGAGGGAGUGGAGCGUUGACGUCGCGCUACAGUGGGAUACCCUGUGGAGGCGCUAUCCGAAACUGGUGGUCUUCGACAUGGACAGCACCCUCAUCACCCAGGAGGUCAUCGACCUCCUAGCCGCCACCAUCACGGACCCUCCCGACCUGGCCGCCCGUGUGGCCGACAUCACCCACCGCGCCAUGCUGGGCGAGCUCGAGUUCGACGCCGCCUUCCGCGAACGCGUGCGGCUCCUCAAGGGCCUGCCCGGCACCAUCUUCACCGACCUGCGCAAGGAGCUGGACGUCACCAAGGGCGUCCCCCAGGUGAUCAAGGCUCUCAAGCGCCUGGGCGUGAAGACGGCCGUUCUGUCGGGUGGUUUCCUGCCGCUCACCAGCUGGCUCGCGGGCGAGCUCGGCAUCGACCACGCCCACGCCAACGAGGUGGUCAUCGACGAGGCGACCGGUCGGCUUACGGGCGAGGUCAAGGGGACCAUCGUCGGCAAGGAGCGCAAGCGUGAGCUGCUCAUCGAGAUCGCCGGGAAGGAAAGGGUGGACCUGUCGCAGGUGGUAGCCGUGGGCGAUGGCGCGAAUGACUUGUUCAUGAUGGAUGCCGCGGGCCUGGGCGUAGCCUGGAACGCGAAGCCGAGGGUGCAAAUGGAGGCCGAUGUGAGGUUGAACAGCGAGACUAUGUUGGACUUGCUGUUCAUGUUUGGCUUCACUGCGGAGGAAAUAGAUCAGCUUAUUGCAUGAGGCAUUUUCGGAAACGGGACGGGGCAGGCAAAGGUGUCAUGACGAGCUGGGCAUUUCUGUGAAGUUGCAACCUCCUCUCAUAUCACCGACUUGAUUGGAUACCUCUCUCACGAAUAUAUACCUUUCUCUGUUUAUCAUAUCUGUUUCUUGACGCUCCAGCUUUUUUUCUUCUUCUUGGGACGUAAUUUGGCUACCAUUGGGGCGCCGAGACGGUGUCAGUCACGUUUACGGCAAUGGAACGAGAGCCAAAAGGGAGUGGGUGAUGCUCCUAACCAUCCGUCCUUCUACCUUUUAUCUACAAAUGGAAUUUCACACUUGAUUGUUUGCGGUGCUUGCACCGCCAGUCUCUUCA
This is a messenger RNA of Sodiomyces alkalinus F11, 1999 nucleotides long. Its product is annotated as phosphoserine phosphatase serb. Gene Ontology annotation, cellular component: cytoplasm. The transcript has a single exon. NCBI's taxonomy places the organism in Eukaryota, Fungi, Ascomycota, Sordariomycetes, Glomerellales, Plectosphaerellaceae. The record is from RefSeq and is a predicted model, not a curated record. Gene Ontology annotation, biological process: dephosphorylation; L-serine biosynthetic process. Gene Ontology annotation, molecular function: magnesium ion binding; L-phosphoserine phosphatase activity. The coding region runs from base 175 to 1647 and encodes 490 amino acids.